This is a messenger RNA of Rhodotorula toruloides NP11, 1395 nucleotides long. RefSeq names its product elongation factor Tu. The record is from RefSeq and is a predicted model, not a curated record. Lineage: Eukaryota; Fungi; Basidiomycota; Microbotryomycetes; Sporidiobolales; Sporidiobolaceae. Gene Ontology annotation, molecular function: GTP binding; translation elongation factor activity; GTPase activity. The transcript is spliced from 9 exons. Gene Ontology annotation, biological process: mitochondrial translational elongation. Bases 1 to 1395 code for a protein of 464 amino acids. Gene Ontology annotation, cellular component: mitochondrion.
AUGCUUGCGACUCGCCAGGCUCUCCGCCUCACCGCCAACAGGCAGCUCGCGCCCUCGCUCGCGGCGUCGGCUCGUUCGUUUUCGGCCGUCGCUCGCCCCGUCUCGCAGAUUGCCGCCGUUCGCGCUGCUGCUCCCCGAGUCGCUGUCCUCGGCCGUGCCCUCGGCCCCGUUCGCGGCUAUGCUGCCGAGGCUGGCGGCAAGUACGAGCGCAAGCUCCCGCACAUGAACAUCGGUACCAUCGGACACGUCGACCACGGCAAGACCACCCUCUCUGCCGCCAUCACCAAGGUCCUCGCCGAGGCUCAGGGUAAGGGUAAGGUCCUCGCGUACGACCAGAUUGACAAGGCGCCCGAGGAGAAGGCUCGUGGUAUCACCAUCGCCACCGCUCACCUCGAGUACGAGACUGCCAACCGCCACUAUGCCCACGUCGACUGCCCGGGUCACGCCGAUUACAUCAAGAACAUGAUCACCGGCGCUGCUCAGAUGGACGGCGGUAUCAUCGUCGUUUCGGCGUCUGACGGCCAGAUGCCGCAGACCCGUGAGCACUUGCUCCUCGCCCGCCAGGUCGGCAUCAAGAAGCUCGUCGUCUACAUCAACAAGGUCGACCAGGUCGACGACCCCGAGAUGCUCGAGUUGGUCGAGAUGGAGAUGCGCGACCUCCUCUCCACCUACGGCUUCGACGGCGAGAACACUCCCAUCGUCAAGGGUUCGGCGCUCGCCGCGCUCGAGGACCGCGACCCGACCAUCGGCAAGGACACCAUCAUCGAGCUCAUGAAGGAGGUUGACGCCUGGCUCGACCAGCCCCCUCGCGACCUCGACAAGCCCUUCCUCAUGCCCGUCGAGGACGUCUUCUCGAUCCAGGGACGCGGAACCGUCGUCACUGGCCGUGUCGAGCGCGGCACCAUCACCAAGGGCUCGGAAAUCGAGAUCAUCGGUAUGGGCGCGUCGUUCAAGACUACCCUCACCGGUAUCGAGAUGUUCCACAAAGAGCUCGAGCGUGGUGAGGCCGGCGACAACAUGGGCGCCCUCCUCCGCGGUGUCAAGCGCGAGCAGAUCAAGCGCGGCAUGGUCAUCGCGGCGCCGGGCACGAUCAAGCCGGUCAAGAAGUUUGAGGCGCAGUGCUACAUCCUGACGAAGGAGGAGGGAGGCAGGUACACGCCCUUCAUGAACAACUACCGCCCCCAGCUGUUCGCCCGCACCUGCGACAUCACGGUUGCCAUCACUUUCCCCGAGGGAACCGAGAACGCCGACGAGAAGAUGGUCAUGCCCGGAGACCAAGUUAGCGUCGUCUGCGAGCUGGUUCACGAAGUCGGCAUCAACGAAGGAGACAGGUUCACGCUUCGGGAAGGCGGAAAGACAGUCGGCACGGGCGUCGUCUCCAAGAUCAUGGCCUAA